This is a messenger RNA of Lithohypha guttulata, 1785 nucleotides long. RefSeq lists its product as uncharacterized. Bases 1 to 1785 code for a protein of 594 amino acids. Lineage: Eukaryota; Fungi; Ascomycota; Eurotiomycetes; Chaetothyriales; Trichomeriaceae. The transcript has a single exon. The record is from RefSeq and is a predicted model, not a curated record.
AUGACCUCGAGCAAUGCAAAGGCGCACAGGCGUAGUCUGAAGGAGUGCCUCAAGGCCAUUCUUCCCCGUCGCCAGGACAACCAUAAUCACCUGACCCCUACGACUGAAGCUAAAGACGGUCCAUCGCCUUUGCUCUUACCUACCUUUGGCAGUCUCUCAACUCUUCCUGAUUUCAAUUCGACCAAACUCGAUAUUGAUGGCUAUAGCGUCUCGGGUUUAGAGGAUGACGACAGUGCUUCAAACAGAAACCAGACACCAAGGGCCUUUAGGCGUAUUGUUCUUGCCAGCAGAUCCAACUUGAGCCUCAAUCAAUCUGUUACUCAGGAAGCCUACCAGUAUCAAAUCGGUCUUGCGAGCUUGGCACAAAGAUGCAGUACUGUGAAAGAUCAACGUCUAGACCAUGACACUGAACAGCACUCUCCAAAUGCCACCAAUAUUCGGAGCACCCGAUCUGUUGUUCUUGCGCCACCAAAGGCAGGCGGUGUUCUGCCUAACUCAUUGAACUUACUGUCACCACUAAGCCAGCUUGCUCAUGCGUGCAAUGUGCCAAGCAUCUAUCGCCAGGGAACAAGCUUACAAGCAAGUCUUGCGACCUUACCGUCAGGUAUAAGAAGCGCUUCGACGUUGAGGUUGCAACGGUCGACGCAGGACUUGCGUUCCGAUACACAGCAAUACGCAGACUCUCCUCGACAAGAAGUUGCAACCGAUCUGUGUAUUGACGGAUACCUGCCUGUGAAGCACCCAGGGCAGCACGAUCCGCGAGACUGUCCCAGUGUCAACAGACCUGUCAAAAUUCCUGAUGUUGUCUCCAGAUCACGCCGAUCCGUUGAGGAGUCAAGCGAGAUGCCUUCCACCUUAUCAAGCAUCAACCACUUCUCAUCAUUCUGUGUCUUAGACGCGGCGACCCCAGGAUGCCCGAUCACAGCAAUAUCGGCGGAUCUACGAGAAGUGCUUGAUAUUGGAGAGCCGUUCUGUCUGACCAACGCAGCCAUGGGUGAAAUUGAUAUGGAUACGAUCGCAGGACAGGACCCGGAGGGCAACAUCGUAGUUCAUCUUGUUGUCUACAACCCCUUGGUCAAUCCAAGUAGUGGCCGUAGCCGAUUUAUACUGGCGGCUCUGCUAGAUAUCACCCCUCUAAUGACUGACAGCAGUCCGGUACCGGAUUUGGAAACCAUAUCCGAGGAGUCAAUGGUCGAUGAGAUAUUGUCGACACCACCUCCACUACUAAGAAGAAGUCACGAACCAACGUUGCCUCAGCACAGCUUGUCCUCUGGAGACUUGUUAGAGGGAUAUUGUUCAGCGGAUGAGCUUGCGCAUAUCUUCAGGCCUUCAAAAGACGAUAUCUGGCUCGACAUUGCUGUUGAGGAGACGCGAAGAUCUGUCAAAUCUGUUCCUGGUACGCCAGAAUUCGAAAGCAGUGCAUUGCAUUCAGGUGACGACAUUCUUGAUCAGUUUCUCGUCAGCUUGCGGGGGCUGUAUUUCGAGUUUUUCCUGCUAGGCAAGUCGCCUUUGGACGAAUCUUCAUACGAAAUAUGCAACGUUUCACCCGCAGUAUUCGAGCGCCGUGAGUAUAUUGAAGGGCAUCUUACACAGACCGCACCAUUGGACAGGGCGUAUCUGGAGAAAAACUUAACUCAAGCAAACAACUUCAAUAUGGCAGUUCGCUGGGGUAGAGAAGGCAUCCUCAAGCAGCUCUACUGCAUUCCACUAUUUGGGCGAAGUAACGUCACCUGGGUAUGCUUUUUGGUAGACGUCGAGCUUGCGCGAUCCUUGGAUCUCGACUAG